CCGAAUAUAGAAGAUAAGUUCAAAGAACAGUCAUGGCCUAGAGAAUAACUAGGGUUUAUAUCUUCGAUCUCAAAAUUUGUAUCGUAAUCCGCCGAUGGCCGCUUCCUCCAUAGAAGGUGUCGGAGCAACGGCUCUAAGGUCAGUCCUCCACCGCAUCCAGCUAGCCGCCGACAGAUCCGGCAGGUCUUCUGACCGAAUUAGAGUAGUUGCCGUCAGCAAAAUCAAGCCCGUUUCCAUCAUCCGUGAAGUCUAUGACGCCGGCCACCGUCACUUUGGUGAGAAUUACGUUCAAGAGAUCAUCGAGAAAGCACCUCAGCUUCCAGAAGACAUUGAAUGGCAUUUUAUUGGUAAUCUGCAAAGCAACAAAGUAAAACCUCUUCUAACUGGUGUGCCAAACCUUGCUAUGGUGGAAACUGUUGACGAUACGAAGAUUGCUAACCUUUUGAAUCGUGUUGUGGAGAAUAUUGGGAGAAAGCCUUUGAAAGUGUUGGUUCAAGUGAAUACUAGUGGAGAAGAAUCAAAAUAUGGUGUGAGUCCAUCUGAAUGUUUGGAACUUGUAAAGCAUGUAACUUUGUCCUGCCCUAACCUUGAGUUUUCUGGGUUAAUGACCAUUGGGAUGCCUGAUUAUACUUCAACCCCUUUGAAUUUCAGUACACUGGCAAAUUGUAGAAGUCAAGUCUGUGAGGAACUUGGAAUUGCAGAAGAAAAAUGUGAACUAUCAAUGGGAAUGUCUGGUGAUUUUGAAUUGGCUGUUGAAAUGGGUAGCACCAAUGUAAGAAUUGGAUCAACCAUAUUUGGUGCCAGGGAGUAUCCCAAGAAACAGUGAAAUUAGCACUAAAAUUGUUUUUCUUUCAGCUUGAGAAAGAUCAGAGUGCAACUUCAUCAGAUAAGUUCCUGUUUUUUGUUAUUUUAUUUUGCAGCAGUUUGUAUUAAAUUAAAAUAAAAACAUCCUCUUGAUUUCAACCCUUAUAAAUUUGGAUUUGGAUUAGAG
Messenger RNA from Impatiens glandulifera, 991 nucleotides. Its product is annotated as pyridoxal phosphate homeostasis protein-like. The transcript has a single exon. The coding region runs from base 95 to 826 and encodes 243 amino acids. Gene Ontology annotation, molecular function: pyridoxal phosphate binding. Lineage: Eukaryota; Viridiplantae; Streptophyta; Magnoliopsida; Ericales; Balsaminaceae. The record is from RefSeq and is a predicted model, not a curated record. Gene Ontology annotation, cellular component: intracellular anatomical structure.